AUGGCCUCUUUCGAUCCAAACCCUGUUCGGAUAUCCAAGAUCGCUGGGCGAUAUCUCAUCUUCGAUUCUGAAGCGGCUGCGUUCUUGCGUCGGAAUGAGAAUAUCAACGGUACACUAGCCGGAACUGCGCCUCAGCAACCGACUCAGAACAUCUUUCUUGGUCUUCCAAUUGAACUCCGGCCUGAGGAGGCUGAAGCGUUAUUGCAUAAGAAUGUGGCUUAUCUUGUAGACGACGUAGCUGCCCACCACUAUGCUCUCCAGAAUCAUAACGGCGAGGCGAGGAAGUUAUACCUCGACUCGCUUAGGACAAGAAAGCAGACAGCACAACAUGUUCUUGCUGAAAAGAAUGCACAGAAAGUUGUUGAAGGAGCAUUAAAGCGUGGAAAAUCCCGCCGUGUGCCCCCUAGCAAUACCGACGACGACACCAUCACCACUAGUGAAACUAAACCCGCCGUACAUCAGCAGCAAUCUGCAAUCAAAUCCCUGGGCGUCACCCCAACGUCCAGUGGGUCGCUGAUUUCUUCAGAAGCUGAACGGACAUACCAGGCCACUAACCCUACGCAAGGCCCCUUAUGCGGCUUUCUCCUUACUUCUGGUCACUACACAACUCCCGGCCUUCGCUUUGGUGCCAAGUAUAGCGUCUACCCAGGCGAUCCCUUGAGGUUUCAUGCCCAUUUCAUGGCAAACCAGUAUGAAUGGGAAGAAGAUAUUCCCGUGUUGGACAUCGUAGCAGGAGGCCGCCUCGCCACAGCUGUGAAGAAGGCGUUUUUAAUAGGGGCAGAACAGCCACUAGCGAAUGGAUCACGAGAUGACCAACAGAUGAGAACCUUUAGCAUUGAAUGGGCUGCAAUGUAA
This is a messenger RNA of Fusarium subglutinans, 855 nucleotides long. Its product is annotated as tRNA-splicing endonuclease subunit sen-34. Gene Ontology annotation, biological process: tRNA splicing, via endonucleolytic cleavage and ligation; tRNA-type intron splice site recognition and cleavage. NCBI's taxonomy places the organism in Eukaryota, Fungi, Ascomycota, Sordariomycetes, Hypocreales, Nectriaceae. The record is from RefSeq and is a predicted model, not a curated record. The coding region runs from base 1 to 855 and encodes 284 amino acids. The transcript has a single exon. Gene Ontology annotation, molecular function: tRNA-intron lyase activity; nucleic acid binding. Gene Ontology annotation, cellular component: tRNA-intron endonuclease complex.